Messenger RNA from Anopheles funestus (African malaria mosquito), 1583 nucleotides. Its product is annotated as rho-associated protein kinase 2-like. The coding region runs from base 159 to 1391 and encodes 410 amino acids. The transcript is spliced from 5 exons. Lineage: Eukaryota; Metazoa; Arthropoda; Insecta; Diptera; Culicidae. The record is from RefSeq and is a predicted model, not a curated record.
UGGUCACAUUCGUGUGUUUAUACGCUAUGGUUCUAGCUUCACAAAAUUUUCAUCUCUUCGUGGAUAAGCGUGUUGCACUGCCGGCAGCGUCUAAUUUUGUGACUAAAAAAACUUCGUAUACCCGUUGGGUGAUUCUAAAACUGCACAUCCUUUGAACAAUGGCUGACGACCAGCAGGAGGAACAAAUCCAGACAUCCGUUUCGUUGGAGCACCCGGGAACGAACAACGAUAUGGUACAAUGCGUCCGGGAAUUGAUGUACAAGGACAAGAGCACCGUUAUGGUAAAAGUGGUGGAUUUACUAGUCCUAAAUCUUCAGCAGCAGCAAGUAAUAAUGGUGUUGAAGCAAACUCUGCAGGAAGCAUCCCAGCAAAAGGAACAAAUGCUUAAAGAUUUGCAUGAUCAGCCGAUGAUGGAAUCAUUAAUGAGCAACAUCGAAGCGCAGAAUCAUUCCACGCGAAAACAGCUCGGGGACAAGGCGGAAUCCAUCAACAUGCACAUGAAAUCGAACGAAGUGCUUCGCAAACAGUUGAAAAAAGAAAUUAUUUAUUUUCGAACAGGCAUUGACGAGGCCAAAAGACAAAUUCACGAGAAGGAGGAAACAGGAAAAUUCCUUCAUCAAGCAUUCAUCGAAAUAGUGGCUCGCAUUGAGGAGGUUGGCAAACAGUUGCGUUUCGUGUUGGGAGAAAAGGCUAAGCUGCGUGAAGAAAAUCAAGAACAAAUGGACAAAAUGCAAAGGAUGAAAUCUACCUAUGCGGAGAUUGUUGAAAAGCUCCAGACGGAACUAACAGGAUGCGAAACCGCGCUCAAACAACAUGCGGAAGAGCUAGCAAGGGUAAAGCAGCAAGGUAUCGAAAAGGUUCAAGCGUGUCGUGAAAUGCUGUCGAAGAAACACGACAUGCAGAACAUCAGUGACUCACUGAACCAACAGUUGCAAGACGAAAAAGCUAAGCUGGAAGAAACUUUUGCAGCAGAAAAGAAUCAAAUUAAUCAAAUGUACGAAGAAAAGGCCGAUGCAUAUAAAGGCAAAAUUGAAGAACUCAAUCAAACAGUUGAAAGCCUUACGAACAUAAAGAAGCAACGAGAGGAAUGUAUCGCAGAAUUGGAUGUCGCGAUAUCGAAGAUGAAUGAAGAGAUAAACAAAGUAGAUAAUCAAAAUUUAAAGCUGGAAAAUGAACUCGGCAAAUUUAGAUCGACGGUUGAUUUAAAUAGCGAUUCGGAAGAGGGAACACUGAACGGACCAACUCUGAAUAUGUUCGUUGGAAAACCGAGGGAACACAUUGUUAAUCACACUAGUCCACACGCACCACCAUCCAGUACUGACAACGAAGCUUCUUGUCACUUGGACAAUGCGUACAGUUCGAUGAGUUUGGACUACAACCAUCUUAACUAAUUUGUAGGCUACGGGAAGAUCUUUAGCACUAAUAUGGUUCACUCUACAAGAAUGUAUAUCCUGGGAUGAAUGUUACACGUCUUACGGUUGUAGAUGGCAAAUUUAGAAUAGUUUCUUUUUCUUUCUUUAUUGUUUGAUGAUACUAACAGAAGCGAGACACAAUAAAACUCUGCAUUGAUGUUUUCCGCUAGA